AACACCAGACUUACACUCUGUUGGAAGUAAAAAGAGUUUUAUUGAAGAAUUAAAAAGUUCCCCACAACUGAAGAGACAUAAGUAUCCAGGAGGGAUACUGCAGUGAUCCAAAGUGCAGGAAGAACAGUGAGGUUUUUUUCAGAUGGAGCAAACACUUAGUUCUCACAGGCCAUGGGGUUGCAGAGAGAAGGAAAAAAAAAGUUACGGAGAGGGGUUGUUAAACUACGGCUUUUCUUUACAUCAAUCUCUAACUUUACAUUUAUUUCUUUCUUCUUGGAAUAUCUUUGACCAAGACAUUCUUUGUAACUUCAGCAGGUCCAUUAGUUAAUAUGCCUGAAGGACUGAGUCAGCUGUCUGCAUAUUUACUUUUUCCUCUUAUCUUAAAGAAACAAGCUAUAUUUCUACCUUAAUUACAGAUCUGACAAAAAAUCAGAAGUGAGGUGAAGGUCUCAAAGCCAAACCAAACAUGUUGCAGUCGAGUCAAUUCGAACUCCUAGAGAUGGAGUAAAUAAAGUCUGGUUUGAGAGAGUAAAUUAGAUUAAGACUUGGUUAAUCGGCUUUUACUUCUUGGUUUCAGAGUGAGGAGAAAACUGCAGGGCUUCAUCUUAACAUUAUCAAUUCUAUUUGACCUCAUCCUGACCAAAGUAUUUUUCCCUAGGACAAGCUGCAUAAACAUUCUUGACAAAUAUCUUUUAACAAACAAUUCUUAGUAGAAGUUAAAAAACAAACAAACAAACAAAAAACUUCAGAUCCUUCUUCUGUGUUUCCAGCAGUUAAGCUCUUAAGAGAAGCUGAAUCGCCUCUUCAGAACAGUAGAGGCAGACACUUUGGUCAAGCUGCAGUUUAAUUUAAACUGGAGCUUAAUUUAGGUCUGAAAUUAGCCAUUUUAGUUGUGUCAAGGACCGCUUAUUUUGGAAUGCCCAUACACCCCUCUCUCCCACCUACUCCAUUUCCGGAUGGUGCCCUGUGUAUUUGUGGAGCCCUUUGGUACCAGGAACUGUGCCAAGUGCUGGGACCCUUUGUCCAGAUCGCUGGCACUGAGCUGAGGGAGCUCCCUUUUGCAGGCCAGCUCUCAGGACCCUUGUGCACCUCUCCCAGGUGCUUCCCUCCCCUCCAUUCGGAGAAAGCCCAGCUGCUGAAGGUUUUUGGGUGGGGAAAUGACAAAGUGGCCUGUUUUGGACCAUGAUGUUUUAACUCGUAAUCCCCUCCUCCUAUGCCAGAGACACAGCACAACUCAGCCAUGUUAAUCCACCUCAAGAGGCCCCAGAAUCACCUGCAGCGCUCUUCAAAAGACUCCCGAGGCCCACCUGCUCUUCGGAGGCCUAGAGUGGAGCCGGCUUCUAGGUUGGCGGCUCUCCCAGCGCCAGGGAGAAGCACUACCGGUUCUUUCUGUGUGGUAACCGAGACCGCUUUCGGUUUCCCCCUGCGUCUGCCCAGCCCUGGAGAAGGCCUUUUCCACCAGCGGAGCCGCAGACCACCUUAAAUGGCGCGCGCCCUUAAGGCAGCGCACCGCCCCUUCCAGAGUGUUCGGCCAGGGCACCCCUUUGUUGAGAAGGCUCUGCGCCAGCCGCGUGGCGAGUUCCUCACGGGAUCUCGCUCCCCAAGGCCCUUUGCAAACUCAGUCGGCCCAUCCACCGAGGCCCAGCGGUUAGGGAGGGGCCGGUCCGGGGCUAGGAGACCGGCCUAAACUCUGCUCCCAGCGCUGGAGCUGCCCGAGCGCCGCGAGAGUGACCCUUGCCGCCGACCCAGAGCCCCCGGGGUGGGCGCUCGACCCCAGGGCGAGUGGCCAGCGCACCUGCCAUCUGAUGCCCGCAGGCCGAGGCCCCGGGCGUCCGCUGCGCCCCCCGGAUGCGCACGAAGACCCCCGCACAUGCUGUCGUUCCGCGGCCCCGGUCCGAUCGAUGAUGACCACUGACCUCCAGUCCUUUGCAGGACCAGAACUGCUUCUCUCUGAAAGCGACCUGAACCACACAGGCUGAGAAGGAAGGACAGUCCGUGGAGACACACCGGGCCAGAGGUGGGGAAGGCAUCAGGGACCCAGGCCUGGCCGGCGACCUUGCCUCAAGCUCCACACCUUGCUAAGGGAGAAACGCUUCUGGGUCCAAGUUGACUCCUGUGCGCGGGAAGCAGGAAUUCACCCCUUCUUUCCUCGAGUCUGUUUCCUUGGUCCAGGAUUCUGUGCCAGCCCAUGGUGCCCGUCUUUGAGACAAGCACGCCCUCUUCAGCUGUGGCCUCAGCAUGUCGCCUUUAACCAAACCCCAAGCACCGGAGGAGGUCUUUCCUGGUCUGGAGGAGAAGCCAAAAGGAAAGCCGCUUCUCCCCUGGGGCUCCCUGUUUGGCCAUCGCAGUGAGAAAAUUGUCUUUACCCAAAGUGACAGUGUCCCCGAGGAGAAUGUGCUCACCAUCACCAUCACUGAGACCACCGUCAUUGAGUCGGACCUGGGCAUCUGGAGCUCCCGGGCCCUCCUUUACCUCACCCUGUGGUUCUUCUUCAGCUUCUGCACUCUUUUCCUGAACAAGUACAUCCUGUCCCUUUUGGAAGGGGAGCCUAGCAUGCUAGGUGCCGUGCAAAUGCUGUCUACUACGCUCAUCGGCUGUGUCAAGAUUUUCCUCCCUUGCUGUUUGUAUCAGCACAAAACCCGCCUCUCCUACCCGCCCAACUUCAUCAUGACCAUGCUGUUUGUGGGUCUAAUGAGGUUUGCAACAGUGGUUUUGGGGUUGGUCAGCCUGAAGAACGUGGCAGUGUCGUUUGCCGAGACGGUGAAAAGCUCAGCACCCAUCUUCACCGUGAUUAUGUCCCGGAUGAUCCUGGGGGAGUACACGGGGCUGCUGGUCAACCUCUCACUCAUCCCAGUCAUGGGAGGGCUGGCGCUGUGCACCGCGACUGAGCUGAGCUUCAAUGUCCUGGGCUUUUCCGCUGCCUUGUCCACCAACAUCAUGGACUGUUUGCAAAAUGUUUUUUCAAAAAAGCUCCUCAGUGGGGACAAAUACAGGUUCUCGGCCCCGGAGCUGCAGUUCUACACCAGCGCUGCCGCAGUGGUCAUGCUCAUCCCAGCCUGGAUCUUCUUCAUGGAUAUGCCAGUGAUUGGAAGGAGUGGGAAGAGCUUCCGGUACAAUCAGGAUGUGGUGCUGCUGCUGCUGAUGGACGGCGUACUGUUCCACCUGCAGAGCGUCACGGCCUACGCCCUGAUGGGGAAGAUCUCCCCGGUGACCUUCAGUGUCGCCAGCACCGUGAAGCAUGCUCUGUCCAUUUGGCUCAGUAUUAUCGUUUUUGGCAACAAGAUCACCAGCCUGUCAGCCAUUGGCACUGGCCUGGUGACGAUCGGCGUCCUGCUCUACAACAAGGCCAAGCAGCACCAGCAGGAGGCCAUGCGGAGCCUGGCAGCUAUCCCUGGCCGAGCCCCGGAGGAGGAUGCUGAGCCUCUGCUGCCAUCGGAUCCCCAUUCACACCACUGAGCCCAGGAGCCCCUCCACUGCCCAGCUCCCACAGCAUCAGCACCUCCCCUCCGUGCCAAAGGUGGACCCCUGAUGCCGGACCCCCAUUGGUCACUCCUGCUCCCUUGGUCAGGCGCAGGGAUGCCUACCUCCCAGGUCACCGUCAGAGUGCUGGAGACUAGGAAGUGUGCAGGUGGGCACCACCUGCUGCUGGCCUGGUUUCAGUCAGGAUCCCUCAGCACGUGGGGUUCCAGGUGUCCGCUUCCUGGGCAGGCCCAGAGCCCAGCCUCCCUGUGCUCCUCACCAAGUGAUGUGAAAACAGCCUCUGCCUGAGCACUGGGCGGGUGUCUGGACCCUGCAGCUCCAUUGCUGGAUCACAUCUGGCUCCAGUAAGGCCAGGCUCAAAUCCCUUCUCUGGACAACCAGUUCGGUCACCUGUGAAGCUGGGCUGGGUCUAAGUGCCAAUGUGAGUUGCACACCUGGUGCCAGCAGAGAGAACUCCGCUGCCCCUGCCGGCCACUGAAGCUGCAACCUGACCCUCACCAUCUGGGGACACCGGACCUGGUCAGCCUUCGAGGGUGCUGCCCCAAGUGCAGAACCAUGUCAGAGAAGGGGUGGGGCAUCUGGGGCCACAGCAACAAGUGCCCCCCCCAGCUAAGGGCAGGGUGUUUGGUACCUGGCUCCUCACCCUCCUACCCUCUCCCUGACCCUGUCACCAUCUCAUCCCUUUACCCUCAAAGCUGCAGUAUCCUGCGGUCCGUUAAGAAGACAGCUUAUUCCUAGGGACUGGUAAAAUCACUUCUCUGAGGUUAAGAAGGGAAGGUGCACGCCACGACACCCCCCCACCCAGUGUCAACCUGUGCUGUCCUAAGCUGUCUGUGUCCCCGAGCAUCCUGCCCCUGGACUGUGGCCGCGGCUCCCAGGCUGGAGCUUUCCACCUGGGGAUUGAGGACAAACAUCUUCAGUAUUUACGGGCAGGAGAUGCUGACCACCCUCCCCUGUCCCCUGGAUUCUCCUGGGUUCUGAGUGUCACACAGAGCAGGCCAUGGGGUGGGCUCCCUGGGGCAUGUCUGUCUUCACUUGGUGCUGCUGGUAGCUGCAUGCCUCGAGGUUCUUAAUCUCAUCGAUGCACCUCGUGAAGAGUCUGCCGUGAGAGCUGACGAGCAGGAGAGCAUUUGGCAGAGUGCUGAGUGUUAACUGUUCCUUGAACUGCAUUUAAAAUGAUGCUGUGGUUUUUAAAAAAGGGAGGGCACACACAGCUGGUUUCCGGAAGACAUGGUGCACGUUUGGUUAAAGGAUCAGGUGGAGCUGGCUCCUCCAUAAGAUCGAAGCGCACCUGGCCACCAGGAGAGCUGAGCCAGGUCUGUGGCUGUCGCUGUCCCAGACACGCACGCGCAAUGCUCAAGGCGCCUGAGGAGUGAAUGGGUGGCCAACCACACCAGGUGUCUGGGCAGCGGGCUGUACGAGAAGGAUUUCACCUCUUUGCUUUGCUCUCCAUCUUGCAUCCUGGCAGAAUUUCUGAUUGGGGCACAGUCCAUCACCCUAAGCUCUGGGGGCUUGUCAGAUGCAGCACAGCCCAGGAGCCAGACUCAGUGGGUGUGGAGCAGGGAUGCCAAUUAGGAUGGUACAGGCUAACAAAGAAUUCACGGCACCAGCCAGCCCCACUUCUCCCUGCUAUUCCGUCUUGGGCUCCCAUAAUUGUUUUGCCACUUUCCACCUGGCUUCUCACCUGGAAAAUGUAAAGCAAGAAAAUAGCCCCUCCUGGAGAUCCAAUGUCUCAGAAACAAAGAGCAAUAAUUCCAUCUCAAUGAGUUCCACCCACUUGGAAAGUUUGUCUCGGUGACUAAUCAAAGCCAGGCCCUGCGUGUAUACAGCAGUCUAAGCGCAUGAGCUGUCCUUUCUGAACAGCUGACCCACCCCACCCCACUGUGUGUACACAGCAGUCUAAGAGAGCGAGCCAUCCUUUCUGCACAGCUGACCCCUGUGUGCAGGGACCUGUGUGUCUGCUCACCGGUGCCCAACUGGCUUCAGCUGUGAGAGCGUUUUCUCAUUCCCUUCAUCUUUUUGCUUUUCUCGAAAACAGAACUAAAUUUAUCAAAAGUGGCUGGGUGGCAGGCUGUCCCAGAGUGGCCAAAUGGAGCGGAAGACCCGCCUCCUUGGGGCUCCUGCCUCCCCAGCCAGGGGCCUGGCCACCACCUCCCUGGAGAACAUGGCUGCCCAGCCAGCUGCUGACCACUGUGGUAUGGCAGAGAUGGGAGAGCCAUCUGUGGUUGCCCUGUGGUAGGUCUGCACGUUGGCCUUCUCAAAGACUGUCAUUUGAGUGUGACCAGACACUCAGGCCCUGGUUUCUGAGUAUUUUCAAGAUUCCAAGUCCUGUGUCCCCUGUAUGAAUUCCUGCCUCCUCUCUGCCAUUGCAAUUUGCUCUUGACUACUAAUCUAAAGGUUGGCAGCUCAAAUACCCCGCCCCCUGGCUGCGCUGAGGAAGAAAGCUCUGGCGAUCUGCUUCCAUAAAUAUUAGAACCCAGAAAGCCCUACGGAGCUCAGCUCUACUCUGUAACACACGGGGUUGCCAUGAGUCGUGGCGGAAUCAACUCAGCAGCAGUGGGUUUGGUUUUUGGUCUCUGCCACCUCCACCAGCAGCUUGCGGCCUGUUUCAGUUUUCCAAAUGUGUGGACCAGAAAGCAAAGGAGGAUUCUCCUAAAUGGUUAGCAAUGGGGCAAAGACCUGCAAAGCUGCUUUGGAGACCACUCCUUCUGAGUAGACAGUAGAGUCUAUGCCAGGCCAGCACGCUCUCUUGCUCCCGACAUGCACCCUGUCCUCCUCAAUCCUGUCCGUCCUGCACGUCCCUAGUAUCAGUUUCCGGCAUCCACUUCUCAAGACUUUUCCAGAACAGCCCUGUACCUUGAGUUGGGAGCUGGAAGGCUGCAGCCCGGUGUGGCCAUUUGUCUAAUGACUGUACAGAGACAAUGUGUUUAUUAUUUACUCUGCCUAGUGAUUUUUAUAGAAUAGUAUGUUCUUUUUGUUGAACCGUUGGAGAUGUCCUGUGUAAACACUGACACUGGGUGUCGUCACUCAUGCUGGGUUAACUCUUGGAUCCGUGGUUAUUGUCUGUGCCUCUGUAAAGAAACAAAACACUUGAGCCAAACCUUCUGUGUCAAAUCAUCCGCUGACUUACAUUGACGCUUCAAGAUGUACAGAUUUCUAAUGUUUGACAAUAUUUCUACUACUGAGUGGCAUUAAAAGCUUUCCUUGGAAAUUCCUGUCAUUGUAAUUUCAUGCAUAUCAGCAUUAAAAUAACCUGCCUGGGAAGCUGAGGCUACUUUUGCACAAUCCAAAAUGUAUCUGUAAUUUGAGAAAGAUAAACAUGGUAUCUCAGAAACGGUAAUGAAAAAAUUAAAGCACUGUACAAGAA
Molecule: messenger RNA, 6847 nt
Organism: Loxodonta africana (African savanna elephant)
Lineage: Eukaryota; Metazoa; Chordata; Mammalia; Proboscidea; Elephantidae
Gene: SLC35E2B
Product: solute carrier family 35 member E2B
Exons: 10
Coding region: 2239-3456 (405 amino acids)
Cellular component (GO): Golgi apparatus
Molecular function (GO): antiporter activity
Source: RefSeq, a predicted model, not a curated record